AAAAGCAUACCCAAUAGUAAACCCACCACCUCUCUCCUUUUGUUAUAUAUAAGUCGUUGUUUAAAACCCAAUCUCUGUAGAUCAACGGCACCCUUCAACAGAAUCUUCUGUUUUCUACAAUUGGAGGCCAAAAAGAUGGAUUUUUAUCCAUACCCAUCUAGGUUUUAUAUGCCUUCAUUGUCUUCAUUUGGAGAUUUUGUUGAAAAGGUUAAAGAUAUUUGCAAUUUCGCGGUUUCUGCAAUCAUUGGGAACUUUUUCUCUGCGAUCUUUACCUUCUUCUUUGCUUUAGUGGGCACCUUGUUAGGAGCCAUGACUGGAGCUUUGAUAGGCCAAGAAACUGAGAGUGGGUUUGUUCGAGGGGCGGCAGUUGGAGCCAUAUCAGGAGCUGUUUUCUCUAUUGAAGUAUUUGAAUCUUCUCUUCUUCUUUGGCAGUCGGAUGAAUCUGGGAUUGGGUGUCUCCUCUACUUGAUUGAUGUUAUUGCAAGCCUCCUUAGUGGGAGACUUGUACGUGAGCGAAUUGGUCCAGCCAUGUUAAGUGCAGUACAAAGCCAAAUGGGUGCUGUUGAGACAAGCUUUGAGGAGGUUCAGAACAUCUUUGACACAGGUGGUGCCAAGGGAUUACCUGAUGCUUCUGUUGAAAAGAUCCCCAAGAUCAAAAUCACAAGCAAUAACAAUAUGGACGCUUCAGGGGAGAGAGUGGCUUGUUCUGUCUGCCUUCAGGACUUUCAGAUUGGAGAGAUGGUUAGAAGCUUGCCUCAUUCAUCACAUGUUUCACCUACCUUGCAUAGACAAAUGGCUUCUUGGGCAUGCCUCUUGCCCACUGUGCAGAAGGGAUCUGUGAUAUGGUGGUGUUUUUAUUUUUCUUCUGUAAAUUACAAGAUGAGAAAUGGCUAGCAUCCCCACUUCAGGGCUUCUUUUUUUCUUUUGUUUUUUCAUUGAUAUGAGUAGAUGAGUAGUUUAUCUUGUUGCCUUGGUAGUUUGGGGUAUGCCACGAUCGUUAUAUUAGAAUAGUGAUAUGUAUAAAAGUUUUGAGUAAUUGCAUUUCUUGUUAUGGAUUC
This is a messenger RNA of Manihot esculenta (cassava), 1058 nucleotides long. RefSeq names its product NEP1-interacting protein-like 1. NCBI's taxonomy places the organism in Eukaryota, Viridiplantae, Streptophyta, Magnoliopsida, Malpighiales, Euphorbiaceae. The record is from RefSeq and is a predicted model, not a curated record.